Molecule: messenger RNA, 1770 nt
Organism: Drosophila willistoni
Lineage: Eukaryota; Metazoa; Arthropoda; Insecta; Diptera; Drosophilidae
Product: lysosomal alpha-mannosidase-like
Exons: 4
Biological process (GO): mannose metabolic process
Cellular component (GO): lysosome
Molecular function (GO): alpha-mannosidase activity
Source: RefSeq, a predicted model, not a curated record
CUCUUUUUUAUGGGAAUGAAGUAUUUCAGUGUUAUAUUAUUUACAUGUGCCUUUCUGUCUUUGCGCAUAAUAGGCUCGAAAGGUUCCUGUGGAUUUGAGUCAUGUCCGGCACUAAGGCAUGAUAUGCUCAAUGUGCAUUUAAUUGCACACUCACAUCAAGAUGUAGGAUGGCUAAACCUCUUUGAUCAAUAUUAUUAUGGAACUGAAAAUUAGAUAAAACAAGGAAAUGUUAGACGUAUUUUUGAUACAGUGACUCAAGAACUCCUAAGAAAUUCAAAUCGUCGUUUUUUACUGGUUGAAACAUCGUUUUUUUCCAAAUGGUUUAAUGAGUAAACAGAGAUUUUAAAAUUAGCAGUAAAAAGGUUGGUUGAGAAUGGACAAUUAGAAUUUGCAGGCGGCGGUUGGAGUAUGAACGAUGAAGCAACGACUCACUAUCAAAGUAUUAUCGAUCAAUUUAGCGUGGGUUUGCAGUUUAUCAAAGAUACAUUUGGUACCUGUGGCCGUCCCAAUAUUGGUUGGCAAAUCGAUCCAUUUGGGCAUUCGCGAGAAAUGGCUUCGAUAUUCGCACAAAUGGGAUAUAGUGGCGAAUUUUUCGCCCGCAUCGAUUAUAUAGACAAGAGGAAACGAAUGGAAGACUUAAGCAUGGAAAUGAUAUGGCAAUCUAGUGAAUCGCUUAGCAACUCGGAUUUCUUUGCUGGAUCACUUUAUGGCCAUUAUUCAGCUCCGGGUGGUUAUUGCUUCGACGUCUAUUACGGGGAUGAUCCAAUUAUCGAUGGGGAUAGUUUCGAUAACAAUGUUGGAUCCAGAGUUAAUGAUUUUCUAAGCCAUGUAACAACAGUGUCAAAGGCGUAUAGGACCGAUCACGUUAUGGUUCCCAUGGGUGAUGAUUUUCAGUAUGAGAAUGCAGAAGUCAAUUUUAAGAACAUGGACAAACUUAUCAAAUACAAAAAUGCCCGUCAAACCGAAGGGUCUCUUGUCAAUAUUUUCUACUCAACGCCGGGAUGUUAUCUGAAGGCCCUUCAUCAGCUUGAACAAACGUGGCCCAAUAAAACCGAGGACUUCUUUCCAUAUUCUAGCGGUUGUCAUGAACGGUAUUAGAGCAAAUAUUGAACAGACUUUUGCCAUCUAUCAAGGAUAUUGUGGAAACAACCGUGAAACAAAAAAUCAGUCCUCGGGAGCUUACGUUUUUCGGUCAGAUGGGGACAUAAAAGAGUUGAGCGAUACGAUCAAUUUGACAGUUUAUAAUGGCGACAGAGUUCAGGAAGUACAUCAACAUGUGAACGAAUGGAUUUCGCAAGUAAUCCGUUUAUAUGAUGGUGUUAAUCGUGUGGAGUUCGAGUGGCUGGUUGGAUCCAUUCCAGUAGAUGAUGAUACUAGCAAAGAGAUAGUAACUCGCUUUAAAAGUGACAUCUCAUCGAAUGGAGUAUUUUACACUGAUUCGAACGGUCGAGAAAUGCUUAAAAGAAAGCGAAACAAACGCGAAAAUGUUGAUCCCGAUUUGACAGAAGAAAUAAGUGCUAACUAUUAUCCAGUGACGACUAGAAUUUCACUUCAAGAUGAGAAGAAACGCAUGACUCUGCUCAAUGAUCGUGCUCAAGGUGGUUCAAGUCAAGAAGAUGGAGUACUGGAACUGAUGAUCCAUCGCCGCUUAUUAUCGGAUGAUAAUUUUGGAGUCGCAGAAGCUCUUAACGAACAGCAAUUUGGUACAGGUUUGGUGGCACGUGGAAAAGUUUUUCUACACAGGACACAGGAGGAAAUUCAUCUACCAUU